Suncus etruscus (white-toothed pygmy shrew) is the source of this 948-nucleotide messenger RNA. RefSeq names its product olfactory receptor 4E1. Gene Ontology annotation, biological process: G protein-coupled receptor signaling pathway. Gene Ontology annotation, molecular function: olfactory receptor activity; G protein-coupled receptor activity. The record is from RefSeq and is a predicted model, not a curated record. The transcript has a single exon. Gene Ontology annotation, cellular component: membrane. NCBI's taxonomy places the organism in Eukaryota, Metazoa, Chordata, Mammalia, Eulipotyphla, Soricidae. The coding region runs from base 1 to 948 and encodes 315 amino acids.
AUGGAAGAGGCUGUCUUACUUAAUCAAACUACAUUUGUGACAUAUUUUCGACUUAGAGGUUUAUCUGUAAAUCAGAAGGUUCAAAUGGCUGUAUUUGCCAUAUUCCUUGUUUUCUAUGUCUUGACACUGAUUGGGAACAUCCUCAUUGUUAUAACUAUUAUCUAUGAUCGCCGGCUCCAUACUCCUAUGUAUUUCUUCCUCAGCAAUCUGUCCUUUAUCGAUGUCUGUCACUCUACUGUCACUGUCCCCAAGAUGUUGAUAGAUACCUGGUCAGAGGAGAAACUCAUCUCCUUUAAUGCUUGUGUGACUCAGAUGUUCUUCUUGCACCUCUUUGCCUGUACAGAGAUCUUUCUUCUCACUGUCAUGGCCUAUGAUCGGUAUGUGGCCAUUUGCAAGCCCCUACAGUACAUGACAAUAAUAAGCUGGAAAGUAUGUGUGCUACUGGCUGCGGCCCUAUGGGCAGGGGGGACCAUCCAUUCCAUAGCCCUGACUUCCCUUACUAUCAGGCUUCCCUAUUGUGGUCCUAAUGAGAUUGACAACUUCUUCUGCGAUGUACCUCAGGUGAUCAAAUUGGCCUGCACUGAUACCUACAUCAUUGAGAUUCUGAUUGUCUCCAACAGUGGACUGAUCUCUGUGGUCUGUUUUGUGGUCCUUGUGGUUUCCUAUGCAGUCAUCCUGGUGAGUCUGAGGCAGCGUAUCUCUGAGGGUAGGCGAAAGGCCCUAUCCACCUGUGCAGCGCACCUGACCGUAGUCACUUUGUUUCUGGGACACUGCAUCUUCAUCUAUUCCCGUCCAUCCACAAGCCUACCGGAGGACAAGGUAGUGUCUGUGUUUUUUACUGCAGUCACCCCCCUGCUGAACCCUAUCAUCUAUACACUUAGGAAUGAAGACAUGAAGAAUGCCUUGAACAAAUUAAUGGGGAGGCCAGAAGGGAAAGAAAAAAAAUGA